Trichoplusia ni (cabbage looper) is the source of this 846-nucleotide messenger RNA. RefSeq lists its product as uncharacterized. The record is from RefSeq and is a predicted model, not a curated record. The transcript is spliced from 2 exons. NCBI's taxonomy places the organism in Eukaryota, Metazoa, Arthropoda, Insecta, Lepidoptera, Noctuidae. Bases 151 to 747 code for a protein of 198 amino acids.
CGACCUUUUAUCUGUCGAGUUGAUGACCUGAUAGACUGAUAGCUAAUACUAUGGGUGUUAACCUUUAUAUACAAUUUAUAGUCAGUUAACCUUAUUAAUGUGUCAUUGCAGUUUGAUAUUUACGCUUGCUGAAAACUUUUAUGAAUAAUCAUGUUCUACAAAACUUUGAUAUCAGCGACAUUGAUUUUAAAUAUCGUAUCACCAAGUCUAGAGGAUGCAGUAGACCCAAAACAAGAGGUGUGCAAUAAAAUCUCAUCAUGUUCAUCAUGCAUAGCAAAGAGUUUCUGUACGUGGUGCGUAACCAAGAGCAAAUGCACCAAGCAAUCAUGCGGCAACGAUAACAUCAUUUACCCGAAGGACUUCUCGGCUAUAAUGGCCGGGCCCACGUUCUGUCCAAGGGUCGUGGAACCGGAACAAACAUUGACUGUCAAAAGUGGAGUGAAACAAGUUAUUGCUGUGAAAAUUACACAAAUACAUUUGUACAUGGCCUUUACACCGUGGAAAUGUAAAAUAGAUUUUAAUGGGAAGCAAUUGGUAGUGCCGGCUGUGCUGCUGGGUGACCAAGUAUACUGUGAGUCCGUGCUGCUUACCAACAAGCCUCACGAACCGCACGAGACCGGGGAAGUAUCAGUACUGUGGGAUUACACGAAAUCCUUUGAUGGAUCUGUUCCGUUUAAAGUGUGCCGCUGUGACUUAGACCCUUCUUGUAACGCUUGCAAUAAAUUAACCAACACUUUAAUGCAAUAAAUCACGGACUAAUUACAUUUAAAAUUCUGUUCUUUAAAGUGAAUUUGUAAUUAUAAGAAUACUUUAGCUAGCUGAAUAAAGACUUAUUUAAUUAAAUUA